AUGAAGAACAUUGUCGCCCCCUUCGCGGCGCUCGUCACCGCGCUCAGCGUGUCGGUGUCGGCGCUCGCCCCGCUCGAGCGCAACCUUGCCUACCGCUCGCCCUCGCUCUCGCUCAGCAACGGCGACGGACUCGGCCACGACAUCGAGCACAUUGGCGCCCAGAUCCGCAAGCGUGCCUACGACGACUACGUCACCUCCAAGGUCGAGGGCAAGGCUAGGAGGAACAACGCCAAGGGCAAGACCGAAGCCGACUUCCUCGUCGAAAAGUACGAUGGCGACUACGGCUCCGACGGCCGCGACGCGUACAAGGGCAAGGUCAGCUUCCCCUACGGCGUGGCUGCAGGUGACCCGUACCCGGACUCGGCCAUCCUCUGGACGCAUCCCGUGCCCGAGGAUGCCAACACCACCCUCCCCGUCUGCCUGCGCUACCAGACCUCGCGCAGCGAGAGCGACUGGUCCAAGGCCAACUUGGUCGACGACAGCUACGCUUGGACUACCAGCGAGGUCGACUACUCGUUCAAGGUCGAGACGUCCGGUCUGCAGCCCAAGACGCAGUACUACUACCGCUUCUUCUCGUGCCACGACAACUCGGUCGUCUCGCCCGUCGGCAGCUUCAAGUCCAUCCCGGACUACAACGAUGACGAGGUCGACUCGCUCAAGCUUGCCGUCUUCUCGUGCUCCAACCUGCCCUUUGGCUACUUCAACGCCUACCGUGCGGCUGCCGCCCGCAAGAACGCCGACUACUUUGUCCACGUCGGCGACUACAUCUACGAGGCUCGUGGUGACGGUCAGAAGGUGGCUGGCGAAAACACGUACGGUGAUGGUCGGGCGCUCAACCGCGUCCCUGAGCCUGAUCACGAGAUUGAUAAGGACCUGCAGGCCCUCCACGGCAGUGUGGCCUUCUUUGGCAUCUGGGACGACCACGAGGUUGCCGACAACUCGUACAACCACGGCACCGCCGACGGUAACAACACCGACACCGGUGCCGUCCGCGGCGUGCGCUUCACCGAGCGCAAGCUCGCUGCUGUCAAGGCGUACUACGAGUGGAUGCCCAUCCGCCAGGUUGACACGACCGACUCGCUGCGCAUCUGGCGCAGCUUCCGCUACGGCAAGCUCGCCGACCUCUUCCUGCUGGACACGCGCAACUUUGACCGCGACCUGACCGAUGUCUACUGGAACACGGACGCGGUGGCUGCGAUCAGCAACGACACCGACCGCUCGCUCAUGGGCGGCAAGCAGGAGCAGUGGCUCUACUCGGGCCUCGUCAACUCGGAGAGCCGCGGUGCCACCUGGAAGAUCGUGGCGCAGCAGAUCAUCGUCAACUGGCAGAACUACGGCACGCCGUCGUUCAUGUACAACUAUGACGCCUGGCAGGGCUACCGUGCCAACCGUCGUCGCUUCUUCGACACCAUCGUCAACAACAACGUCGAUAACACCGUCAUCCUUGCGGGCGACUCGCAUGCCAACUGGGUCUACGACACCGUGCCCGAGGACCGUCUCAACACCACCGCCUACGACCCCACCACGGGCGAAGGCUCGAUCGCCGUCGAGUUUGCCGGCACCGCUGUCUCGUCGCCUUCGUCGUACGGUGCCAACCUGACGCAGGAAAAGUACCUCAAGCGCGCGCAGGACCUCGUCACCGUCAACCGCAACCUGCAGUGGGCCGAGGGUGGCACGCGCGGCUACUUUGAGAUCGAAUUCAGCAAGGACGAAUGCAACGCCCAGUUCUACGGCUACAUCAACAACACCAACCCCAACGCUCCCGAACAGCUCAUCGCGCAGUUCAACGUCAAGAAGGGCGCCAACCAGCUCACGCGCCCCAUCAACUACGGCAUCACGCCUAGCUCCGGCGCGCUCCAGUCGCAAGCCGUCGACUACAGCAAGCAAAAGUGGAACGGCACCGCUUUCGUCGCCCAGAACUAG
Moesziomyces aphidis is the source of this 1923-nucleotide messenger RNA. The record is from the annotation of a GenBank genome assembly. NCBI's taxonomy places the organism in Eukaryota, Fungi, Basidiomycota, Ustilaginomycetes, Ustilaginales, Ustilaginaceae.